AUGGAAAAGACUCAUAAAGGAAGGCAACCUUCCAACUCAUCCCUUGACUACAACCCAUUUGACCUUCCGGAAAAUUACUAUGGACCAAGAACCAACCCCGCAGCCGUGCCUAAGAACUCCAGGCUCGGUAGGGUUAGAACUCUUUCUCUUGUUGAAACAAACCUGUUGAGACACCUUAAGGGAUUCUCGGACGAUGAAGACGAGUCAGCUGCUGGUGAAUCUUCCGAUGGGUAUGAGGAGCAUGAUCCCAAUGAAGCUCCAACCCAGUUUAAGAACGUCUUCCCAUUUAGACAACCUUUCGCCGAAAAUAGUCACAGUUUGGGAGAUCUCAGUGAAAGAAGCUCCGAUACUGGUUCCGGUACGGCUUCACCAGAGACAGCCUCGACUGUUGACUUUCUGUAUGAUGAAAAACGUCCAUCCAUUUUACCUAUAUACGGUGAUUUGUCGAAUGAAUCGUUAAAUGACCAAUCGGCACCUAAAGCGGACAAGGAAGUCCAGAAGUCUGUGGAAAGGCACUUGAAGAAGUAUAAGCAAAUAAAGCAAAAGUUUCAUCGUUACAGAAGAGCAUCUGCCGAUGAUUCUUACUUUACCGAACCGAAGAAGUUCUUCAUUAGUGACAUUGAUUUAACUUUAAAAGAAUUACUUGAGAAUGAAGAUACAGACCACAACUGUCAAAUCACCAUUGAGGACACAGGCCCAAAGGUAUUGAAGUUGGGAACUGCCAACUCCAAUGGUUAUAAGCAGCAUGACAUCAGAGGUACUUAUAUGCUUUCUAACUUGUUGCAAGAAUUGACUAUUGCUAAGAAAUUUGGCAGAAAGCAAAUGAUAUUAGAUGAAGCUAGAUUAAAUGAAAAUCCUGUUGACAGAUUAAACAGAUUAAUCACCACUCAAUUUUGGAAAGCCUUAACUAGACAAGUUAGUGAUAAGAAUAUUGCAGAGAUGGCUAGAGACUCAAAGAUUCAGGAGGAAGUUAUAGACCCAAAAACUGGAGAAAUUCUCAAGUCGCAAGUCAGUCAUAGAUUGUAUAUCCCUUACGAUAGGGAAGAUCAGUACAAGUAUUAUAUCCAUCUCAGAGACUCUAACCCAGAUGUGAACUUAGAUGUUCAAUAUUUGCCAAAGGUUAUAGAUGGAGAGUUUGUUAAAUCCAUCAACAAGAAACCAGGGUUGUUAGCAUUGGCUUCUAAGCAUGAUCCAGCUGAUCCAACAAAACUUAUUAGUCAACCAUAUGUUGUCCCUGGUGGCAGAUUCAAUGAAUUGUAUGGUUGGGAUUCAUACAUGGAAACAGUGGGUCUUUUAGUUAGUGCAACAUCUCAAGCAAAUGCUGAAUACCUUAGACUUUCAAGAGGAAUGGCUGAAAACCAUAUAUUCGAAAUCGAUCAUUAUGGUAAGAUUUUAAAUGCCAACAGAUCAUAUUACUUAGGUAGAUCUCAACCUCCAUUUUUAACUGAUAUGUCUCUUCGAAUCUAUAACAAGACCAUUGAAUUAUACGAAGGUGAUGCAGACGUUGAGGAAGAUGCAAAGAAUUUCCUUGCUAGGGCAACAAGAUCUGCAAUCAAAGAAUAUGAAACUAUCUGGUGUCAUGAACCAAGAUUGGAUAAGGAGUCUGGCUUGUCGUGUUAUCAUCCAGAAGGUAAGGGUAUUCCCCCAGAAACCGAAGCAACACAUUUCGACUCUAUUUUAGAACCAUAUGCUCAGAAGUAUAAGGUCACCAAGCCAGAAUUUAUUGAAAUGUACAAUAAUGAACUUGUAUCUGAACCAGAUCUUGAUAUCUACUUCUUACAUGAUAGAGCUGUUAGAGAAUCAGGUCAUGAUACCAGCUAUAGACUUGAAGGGAAAGCAGCAUAUUUGGCUACUGUUGACUUAAAUUCUUUGUUGUACAAGUAUGAAACUGACAUUGCCUCUGCGCUUGAGAAACACUUCCUCAACGAUGACAAAUAUAAGGAAUUAUUUGCUAAUGAAUCUGUUGCUAAGUGGACCAAGAGAGCUGAAGAUAGGAAGCACAAUAUUACCAAAUAUAUGUGGAAUGAAGAAGAAGGUAUCUUCUAUGAUUACGAUGUCAAGAAACGUAAGAUGACAAAUUACGAAUCAGCUACCACAUUCUGGCCAAUGUGGUCCAAGGUGGCUUCAAAGGAACAAGCUGCAAAGUUAGUGAACCAAAGUGUAUCAAAAUUCGAGGAGUAUGGUGGAUUGGUUUCAGGAACUUUGAAAUCGAGAGGUCCCAUUGGGUUGGAUCGUCCAUCUAGACAAUGGGAUUUCCCAUACGGGUGGGCACCUCAACAAAUCUUGGCUUGGAUUGGCUUCCAAAACUAUGGCUAUGAGGGUGUGACUAGAAGAUUGAGUUACCGUUGGUUAUACUUAAUGACACAAGCUUUCGUUGAUUUCAACGGAGUUGUUGUCGAAAAGUACGAUGUUACCCAAAGAAUUGCACCCCAUAAAGUUACUGCUGAAUAUGGUAAUCAAGGGUCUGAUUUCAAGGGUGUUGCUACUGAAGGUUUUGGCUGGGUUAAUGCAAGUUAUAUAUUUGGAUUAACCUUUGCUAACUUACAUGCAAAGAGAUGUCUCGGGACUUUGACAGACCCAGAAGUCUUUUUGAAACAUUUGAACUCUGAGCAAGCUCGGUUGUAUGACGACAGAUUGACAGAAUGA
Dujonia railenensis is the source of this 2646-nucleotide messenger RNA. Lineage: Eukaryota; Fungi; Ascomycota; Pichiomycetes; Serinales; Debaryomycetaceae. The record is from the annotation of a GenBank genome assembly.